Messenger RNA from Emys orbicularis (European pond turtle), 1833 nucleotides. Its product is annotated as zinc finger protein ZFP2-like. NCBI's taxonomy places the organism in Eukaryota, Metazoa, Chordata, Testudines, Emydidae. The record is from RefSeq and is a predicted model, not a curated record. The transcript has a single exon. Bases 1 to 1833 code for a protein of 610 amino acids.
AUGGAGGAUGAUCCGGCUUCUCCUGCCAGCAAGGCCCCGUCCCCGCUGAGCUGUAUCCGGAUGGUCCAGGCGGGCUGGUCGGAGAAGGAAGAUGGGGCCUGGGAGCGGAGCGGAAGCGUGCGGGAUUCAGCGAUGGUGGGGAGCUCUCCAGGGCGACCCGGGAGUUCUCCCCCUCUUUGCCCUGCCACCCCCCAGGACACUGAUGGGACAGGACAGAACCAGAACGGGGGAGAAGAGGAGGUGGUGUCCCCUCUGUGCCAGGAGCCCCUCCAGUCCCCGGCUCCAGGGGAGCCACAGCCCCGCAGGCCGUUCCGGCGGAAGCACCGGCUGUACAUGAAGCUGGCCCCUGGCAAGGUUACUGUGUCCCCAAGCCAGGACAGGGGGCAGCCAGCCACUGCCGAGGAGCCAGGGCCCUCCCAGGGCAAAAGGCUACGGCUGCUGCGAGGCCAAGCCAGCAACUUCCGGAGGAAGAAAAGACCCUUGGAGAAUGGCCAGGAGGCAGGGCCUGGCAACGUGGGGCCCUCCCUCCCACUCCGCCAGUGCAGUGGGGAGGAGGGGCAGGACCCGGCACCAGAGGGGGAGGAGGCGGCGCAGGGCUUGGCAUUGAAGCGGGAGGAGGAGGAGGGGCAGGGCCUGGCAAUGAAGCGGGAGGAGGAGCAAGACCAGGGCCUGGCACUGGAGUGGGGGGAGGAGGAGAAGAGGUUCGGCUCCCCCAGGUUGGCUGGGCCUGGCACCGCCCGCCCCAAGCCGGACUUCGUGCAGCUGAUCGAUGAGCACGGGAUCUACUCCACGGCCAAGCUGGUGCUGGGCAGCGCGGCGGGCGAGCUGGACGAGGGGGUGGUGCUGCCUCCACACCUGAGGCGGGCAGGCCCCCAGCUGGAGAUCCGGGAGGUGAUCGUGGACGACAAGCCCUUCGCGUGCAGCGUGUGCGAGAAGACCUUCAAGCGGGCCUGGGAGCUGUUCAGCCAUGAGGUGGUGCACAACGAGGAGCGGCCCUUCCACUGCGACCUCUGCGAGGCCUCCUUCAAGCGCCACUCGGACUUCAAGAGCCACCGGCUGGUGCACACCGAGGAGCGGCCCUUCCACUGCGAGAUGUGCGGCAAGAAGUUCAAGCGCUCGUCCAACCUCCAGGAGCACCGGCGCAUUCACACCGGCGAGCGCCCCUACCAGUGCGCCUGCUGCGACAAGAGCUUCAAGACGCCCUACGAGCUGCAGCGCCACAUGCUCACCCACUGCACCGAGAAGCCCUUCAAAUGCGGCGACUGCGGGAAGGACUUCCCCACCUCCAACUCGCUGCUGCUGCAUCAGCGCCAGCACUGCGACGACAAGCCCCACGUCUGCGGCGUCUGCGGCAAGAAGUUCACCUACGGUCACAGCCUCAAGGUGCACGAGCGGGUUCACACCGGCGACCGGCCCUUCGUCUGCCCCAUUUGCGGCAAGGGCUUCAAGCAGUCCAACGCCCUCUCCUCGCACGAGCGGGUGCACACUGGCGAGCGCCCCUUCGUCUGCAAGACCUGCGGCAAAGCCUUCAAGCAGUCAUCCUACCUGGUGAUCCACGAGCGCUCGCACACGGGCGAGCGGCCCUACAAGUGCGAGGUGUGCCAGAAGGCCUUCGCCCGGCCCUCGCUGCUGCUGCAGCACCACCGGGUGCAUAGCGAGGAGCGCCCCUACAAGUGCAGCUUCUGCGACAAGUUCUUCAAGGACCUGGCCUACCUGACGGUGCACGAGAAGGUGCACACGGGCGAGACCCCCUACAAGUGCAGCGUCUGCGACAAGGGCUUUGCCCACCCCUCCAACCUGCUGCAGCACCAGCGUGUGCACCGCGACGGCUGA